This is a messenger RNA of Nerophis ophidion (straightnose pipefish), 2645 nucleotides long. RefSeq names its product adenosine deaminase tRNA specific 2 (gene adat2). Gene Ontology annotation, molecular function: tRNA-specific adenosine-34 deaminase activity; zinc ion binding. Gene Ontology annotation, cellular component: nucleus; cytoplasm. NCBI's taxonomy places the organism in Eukaryota, Metazoa, Chordata, Actinopteri, Syngnathiformes, Syngnathidae. Gene Ontology annotation, biological process: tRNA wobble adenosine to inosine editing. The coding region runs from base 183 to 728 and encodes 181 amino acids. The transcript is spliced from 6 exons. The record is from RefSeq and is a predicted model, not a curated record.
CGGUCCGUCCAAUAUUGUCUUCCCUUGUCGGGUUUAGCGUGAAACACCUACAGAACUAAAACCACUCCCGAGUAAUCAGAAACGUGAACACGUGUUUACAGAAAACCCCUUAUAGAAAUAGUAGGUGGUAAAGUAUCGUCCUUCAACGUGAACUAAAGAAAAAAUAAAGUAACAAGUUCGCAAUGGACACAGAGGACAGUAAAGCUCUUUUUUGUGUGACUGACGGGGACAUUGAAAAGUGGAUGAACCGCGCUUUUGACAUGGCUAACGAUGCCCUGAACAACGGAGAAGUUCCAGUUGGAUGUUUGAUGGUCUACAAGGAUGAGGUGGUGGGGAGGGGAAGGAACGAGGUCAACAAGACCAAAAACGCAACUCGCCAUGCAGAAAUGGUGGCCUUGGACCAGGUCCUGAACUGGUGUGGUCAAAACAAUCUGGACGUGAGAAGCGUGUGUGAACAGACGGUGUUGUACGUCACUGUGGAGCCAUGCAUCAUGUGUGCUGCUGCUCUACGUCUCACGAACUUUCCCGUGGUGGUUUACGGCUGCAAGAAUGAGCGCUUUGGCGGUUGCGGAUCAGUCCUGGAUAUCUCUUCUGCAGACCUGCCUCACACUGGAACAUCCUUCAGGUGUGUUUCAGGCCACAGAGCAGAAGAAGCUGUGGAGAUGUUAAAGAUGUUUUAUAAGCAAGAGAACCCAAAUGCCCCCAAACCCAAAACCAGAAAAGAGUGAGCCGGAUUAGUAGUUUAAAUGUUUGUACACUAUUUUAUGUUUUGUCGUGAUUUCUAAUAAAAAUAAUAACCUUUAAUCUAUUUUAUGAUUAAAGGAAUUCUUAUUGUUAUGACAUCACAGACAAUGAUGAGUCUUGAGUACAGAGAGGAGGUAGAACAUCUGGUGGAUUGGUGCAAAAGCAACAACCUUUGCAUCAUGUAAAAAAAGACCAAGGUGAUGGUGGUGGACUUCAGGAAAGAUGGGCACCCACAUUUAUCCUGCACACCUGAAAAGCAGAUGAGGAAGUGGUCUCCAGCUUCAGGUAUCUCGGGGUUUCUCUAUCCAGAGACCUUACCUGGAGCCACGACAGUUCCUGCCUGCCCAAGAAGGCACAUCAGCGUCUUUUACUUCUUCGGUAAGCUGAAUCGUGCGGCACUUGGGAGCUCCAUUCUUAGGGGCUUCUGGAGAUGUGUGGUAGAGAGCACCUUCGGCACCAUAACGGUGUUGCACAGCAGCUGUACGGCCGAAGAGAAGGAGACACUGCAUAGGGUGGUGAAAGCUGCUCAGAGGAGCGUUCCACCACUUCUGACUUCUUCAUCGGCAGAUGCAGAAAGAGUGCUCUGAGCAAGGAGGAUUUCACCCACCCUGCACAUCCUCUCUUUGAGCCCCUUCACUCAGGCAAGAGGCUGUAGAGCAUCCAGAGUAGGACCACAAGACUGAGGAACAUAUUCUGAAAGCUGUUAAGAAGUUUGAACUCUGAUGAUGUGGAUCGCAGUCUCCACAAAUAAUAUUUAUCUUGUACUAAUGUGCUGAAUUCAGAUUUUAUUUGGAUUGAAUCGCCGCCUUUUUUUUUUUUUUUUACAUAUAUUUCCACUAUCGAAUCACACUUUAUUGUAGUUUUCGAUUAUUCUAUUUGUAAUAUAUUCAUAUUAACCUAUGUCAUUUACAACCUACUCUAAUUAAAUUAUAUUCUAUUCAAAUGUUGUACAUACUAUUGUUCAUGUGGUGCUUUUUGGUUUAGAUCUUGGAUUACCAUCCAUCCAUUUCUACCGCUUGUCCCUUAGACUUCCGGUAAUAUAUUCCAUGACAUCUGAUAUGUGUCACCUGUGACAGAGUUCCAUGAAUCAUUUUGUGGUUAAAUAAGGGCUCCAAUAACUAAUUGUACAAAAACAAAAUGACGACUACAAUAAGUGUGUGCAUGCGGCGGAAUAAUUUGUAUUUGUGUGUUGUUGCACUGAGGAAGGACACCACUUUUAUUAUUUUUGGUAAAUGUCUCUCAAGUUUGAGGUGAAGUCUCCUCAAGGUAGCGCAUUGAGGGAAAGUCCUAUUAGAGAUGAUAAAAUGCUGAGAAAGUGUAUAAAUCAACAUUGGUUUCAUGCUUGCUCAAACGCUGUGACCAUCAUUAAGGAUAAAGAUGGUGUCAUUGAACCUCCUUUUCGUGUAGACUUCUAAGGAGCUGCAUGACAGCAUUUUCUCUAUUAAAAAUGCGAUUCCUUCCAAUUAGAGUAAUUUGAUGGCAAUAUGAAGCAUUAGUCUGGACAGUUUUGUUUACUUAGUUCUUGAACAUAUUGUUGCACAUUUGGACACACAUAAUGUGAAUCUCCUUUCAGCUCAUUAUGCUUAGUGCUGAGCAGACUACUUGAGUGUUUCAAUGUGUCAAUUCAGCGGAGGAGAGGACAUGCUAAUGAACACACAAGGUGAAAACGCUAAUGAAGAAUGUAUUUGAUUGAGGAAUAAGUGUAAUGUAAAGUUAUCACAUUGUGAGAGAACUUCAAAAUAAAGCAGAGUUAAGACACGAAGGUGGUAGUUUGUCUGAAAAUAAAGAAGGAUCCAAAGAUGACAACAUACUUCACCUUGACUGAAAACAACUUAGUUUAUUGAUCAGAGAAUUGAUGUUGACCUGUUUUGACCCAAUAAAUAUUGUUUAUUUGCAGAGUU